Messenger RNA from Populus nigra (black poplar), 3994 nucleotides. Its product is annotated as phosphoglucan, water dikinase, chloroplastic-like. The record is from RefSeq and is a predicted model, not a curated record. Gene Ontology annotation, biological process: phosphorylation. Gene Ontology annotation, molecular function: kinase activity; starch binding; ATP binding. Lineage: Eukaryota; Viridiplantae; Streptophyta; Magnoliopsida; Malpighiales; Salicaceae. The coding region runs from base 8 to 3667 and encodes 1219 amino acids. The transcript is spliced from 19 exons.
UAUUAUCAUGCAGAGCGAGCAAGCAAUCCAUUCAAAACCUUCAACUUCACUCACUAACAAGACUCUGUUUAUUAACAAAACUCUUUUCCGAACCACAAAGAGUAAUUCAUUUGGAAGAAGAAAUAAGGAAAUGGAUUCGCUGCGUGCAUUGCUUCGCUCAGAUUUUAUCUAUCUUACUCCAACGAGAAACCAAUUCCAAUCUCUCCAUAAAGUUGCUCCAGCGGGAGGCACUUCCACGCCAUUCUUCAAUCCAAGGAUUUCGAUUCCCAUUCGCAGAAGAAUUGUUUGCGGUGCUUCCUCUACUCAAUCCAGAGAACAAGAGAAGGCAAUGAAGAAAGGCAGGUCGAGGUUGGAACGUGGAAAGGUGAGGCUCAAUGUAAGGGUGGAUCACCAAGUUGAAUUUGGGGAGCAAAUUGUGAUUUUGGGUUCGACUAAAGAACUGGGUUCGUGGAAGAAGAGGGUUCCGAUGAAUUGGACGGAGAAUGGAUGGGUUUGUGAUUUGGAGAUGAAAAGGGGUGGCAUUGUUGAGUUUAAGUUUGUUAUUGUGAGCAAGGACAGAAGUUUUGUGUGGGAAAGUGGGGAUAACCGGACUUUGAGGCUGCCCAGAGGAGGGAGUUUUGCGGUUGUUUGUAAAUGGGAUGCAACUGGGGAGGCUGUCAAUUUGUUGCCUUUGGACUCGGAACAUAACGGAGAGGAAGUGGAGGAUGCAGGUGAGAAUGGUUCGGCUAGUGCUGGUGUUCUUUUGGAGGUGGAGACAAGUCCUUUUGUUGGGCAGUGGCAAGGGAAGGCCAUAUCUUUCAUGCGGUCAAAUGAGCAUCGGAACAGAGAAGCUGAAAGAAGAUGGGACACUUCAGGUCUUCAGGGGUUUGCGUUGAAGUUAGUUCAAGGUGACUUGAAUGCAAGAAAUUGGUGGAGAAAGCUUGAAGUUGUACGUGAGCUACUAGUUGGAAGUCUUCAGAGUGAGGACAGGUUGGAGGCUUUAGUAUACUCUGCUAUCUAUUUGAAGUGGAUAAACACAGGGCAAAUUCCAUGCUUUGAAGAUGGAGGUCAUCACCGGCCAAAUCGGCAUGCUGAAAUUUCCAGGCUUAUAUUCCGGGAGUUAGAACGAAUCUCUUCGAGGAAAGAUACUUCACCACAGGAAGUGCUUGUUAUUCGAAAAAUCCAUCCUUGUUUGCCAUCUUUCAAGGCAGAAUUCACAGCAUCUGUUCCUCUUACUCGGAUUAGAGAUAUUGCUCAUCGGGGCGACAUUCCUCAUGACCUUAAGCAAGAAAUCAAACAUACUAUACAAAACAAACUUCAUCGCAAUGCUGGCCCAGAAGAUUUAGUUGCUACUGAAGCAAUGCUUGCAAGAAUUACGAAGAACCCUGGGGAAUAUAGUGAAGCAUUUGUCGAGCAAUUCAAAAUAUUCCAUCAUGAACUCAAAGAUUUCUUCAAUGCAGGAAGUCUUGCUGAACAACUUGUAUCAAUUAUAGAAUCCUUGGAUGAAAGGGGCUCUUCAGCUCUUACAUUGUUUUUGGAUAACAAAAAGAAUUUAGAUGCUUCAGAAGAAUCCCACAAUAUUUUUGAACUGAUCAAAAUCAUGAGAUCCCUGAAUGCUCUGAGAGAUAUAAUUGUAAAAGGUCUUGAAAGUGGUCUUAGGAAUGAUGCUCCUGAUGCUGCAAUAGCUAUGCGUCAAAAGUGGCGCCUAUGUGAGAUUGGUCUUGAGGACUAUUUGUUUGUUCUUCUGAGCAGGUUUCUCAAUGCACUUGAAGCUGCGGGAGGGGCUAAAUGGCUUGCAGACAAUGUGGAGUCAAAGAAUAUAAGCUCUUGGAAUGACCCUCUUGGUGCCCUGAUUGUUGGUGUUCGUCAGCUCAGUUUAUCUGGUUGGAGACCAGAAGAAUGUGCAGCUAUUGGAACUGAGCUCCUUGCUUGGCAAGAGAAAGGUCUCUUUGAAAAGGAAGGAAGUGAAGAUGGCAAGAUAAUUUGGGCGCUAAGGCUCAAAGCAACUCUUGAUAGAGCAAGAAGGCUCACCGAGGACUAUUCUGAAGCACUUCUUCAAAUAUUUCCACAAAGAGUGCAGAUACUAGGAAAAGCACUUGGAAUUCCUGAAAACAGUGUAAGGACGUACACUGAAGCUGAGAUUCGUGCCGGGGUAAUUUUUCAGGUUUCAAAACUUUGUACCCUGCUUUUGAAAGCAGUUAGAAGUACCCUUGGUUCUCAUGGCUGGGAUAUUCUUGUUCCUGGAUCAGCUAUCGGCACAUUAGUACAGGUUGAGAGCAUUGUGCCUGGAUCGUUGCCAUCGACUAUAGAGGGACCUAUUGUUCUUUUGGUGAACAAAGCUGAUGGAGAUGAAGAGGUAACAGCUGCUGGUAGUAACAUAGUGGGAGUUGUACUUCUGCAAGAGCUGCCUCACUUAUCCCAUCUUGGUGUUAGGGCCCGGCAAGAGAGGGUUGUCUUUGUGACAUGUGAAGAUGAUGAUGAAGUUGCUGAUAUGCAAAAGCUUACUGGAAAAUAUGUGAGGUUGGAAGCUUCCUUGACUGGCAUAAAUCUAACUCUCUCUUCGUCAAAUGAUAUUGUUGCAGAAGAUCUUUCACGCAAUGAUUCAUCUACAGUUGAACCUCCUGGAUCUCACAAUCCAUCCUGGUCUGCUGUUAGAACUCACUCCAGUCAGGGUGUUUCCGCUGGAGGUGUUAUUCUACUCGCAGAUGCAGAUGCACAAACAUCAGGCGCCAAGGCUGCUACUUGUGGUCGCUUAGCUUCUUUGGCUGCAGUUUCGAGAAAGGUUUCUAGUGACCAAGGGGUGCCAGCUUCAUUUCAAGUUCCUAAGGGCGUGGUUAUACCUUUUGGUUCUAUGGAAUUGGCACUCGAGCGUAGCAAAUCUAUGGAAACAUUCAUGUCAUUUCUAGAAGAGAUAGAGACAGCUAGGCUGGAUGGGGGCGCACUUGACAAACCAUGCUUUAAACUUCAGGAAUUGAUCUCUUCCUUGCAGCUCCCAAAAGACAUUGUCGAUGGAAUAGGUCAAAUGUUUCCAGACAACGCAAGACUGAUUGUACGUUCAAGUGCCAAUGUUGAGGACUUGGCUGGAAUGUCAGCUGCUGGACUUUACGAAUCAAUCCCUAAUGUUAGCCCAUCAAAUCCAAUUGUAUUCGCAAAUGCUGUUAGCCAAGUAUGGGCUUCACUGUACACACGGAGAGCAGUUCUAAGUCGUCGAGCUGCUGGUGUGCCUCAGAAAAAUGCUGCAAUGGCAGUUCUGGUGCAAGAAAUGCUUUCACCAGAGCUCUCAUUUGUUCUUCACACACUCAGCCCAACUGACCGUGAUCAGAAUUCUGUUGAGGCAGAGAUUGCCCCUGGACUGGGUGAGACCCUAGCUUCUGGCACCAGGGGUACUCCAUGGCGUCUUUCAUGUGGGAAGUUUGAUGGGCUUGUGAGAACACUUGCAUUUGCAAAUUUCAGUGAGGAGAUGCUGGUAUCUGGUGCGGGUCCUGCUGAUGGUGAUGUAAAUCGUUUGACUGUAGACUACAGCAAGAAACCACUAACAAUUGAUCCAAUAUUCCGUCACCAGCUGGGUCAGCGUCUCUGUUCAAUUGGCUUUUUCCUCGAAAGGAAGUUUGGCUGCCCACAAGAUGUGGAAGGAUGUGUGGUUGGAAAAGAUAUCUUUGUCGUCCAGACUCGCCCGCAACCUCAGUAAAAGCUCCUCUUAUUCUGUAUUAAAAGUGAAUGCUUACUAUGAAACUGUGCGCGUAGUCGCUUUGGCAACAGUGAGCAGUGGCUUUAGUAAGGCUUCACCAUACACGAUCACAAGGUCAUUGGGAGAUAGCAUAGCACUAUUUGCUGGAAGGUAAGGGUUAUCUACUGUAUAUUGUCCAAUAAUAUAAUAUUGUAUCAUGAAUGUCGCAUAAAUCAAUGCCGCUCUAGGACUGUAUUUUCAGGCUCCUGUUUUGCUACUAGCUGCGAGUCAAUUACAAUAAUGUGCAGGGUCAUCAUAUAUUUCAUCCUUUUGAUCAACUUUUUUCUA